AACAAGCCUAAGCACCAGGACAGGCACAAGCUACUGCACCAUCACAUCAGCAACAGCACCAGCUCCAGCAGUAGCAUCAGCACCAGCACCAGCACCAGCCUAAGCCUCGGCACCAACACUAGCACUAGUACAAGAACCAGCACAAGCACCUGUACCAGCACCAGCACCAGCACCAGCACCAGCAGCAGCACCAACACCAGCACCAGCAACAGCACCAGCAUCCGGACAAGCUACAGUAACAGCACCAGCACCAGCUCUAGCACUAGUACAGGCACCAGCACAUGCACUAGCACAUGCACUAGCACCUGCACCUGCACCAGCACAGGCACCAGCACCAGCACCAGCACUAGCAACAGCACCACCACCAGCACCAGAAACAGCCUAAGCACCAGGACAGGCAGCAGCAGUAGCACCAACAAACCCGCACCAGCACCAGCACCAGCACCAGCUCCAGCACCAAUUCCAGCAAAAGCACCAGCACCAGCAACAGCACCAGCACCAGCAUCAGCCCCGGCCCAAGAAAAAGAACCAAGAACAGCACAAGAACCGGUAUGAGCACCAGCACAAGCUACAGCACCAGCUCAAGCAUCAGCACCAGCACCAGCACUAGCACCAGCACCACCACCAGCACCACCACCACCACCAGCACCACCAAUACAAACAGAACCAGCACUAAAACCACCACCUGCACUAAA
Messenger RNA from Rhopilema esculentum, 695 nucleotides. Lineage: Eukaryota; Metazoa; Cnidaria; Scyphozoa; Rhizostomeae; Rhizostomatidae. The record is from RefSeq and is a predicted model, not a curated record.